GCGGAGAAACACUACCAUACAUGAACACUAAAAACAAUCUAAAAAUAGUUAGGAGACAACCCAUAACUACAACUUAAAGUUUAGUGCUUGAAUCAAAACAGGUUCUUAGGUGUGUGAUCAUACAUCAUCAUGAUAUCAUAUUGUACCAUGUAGGUAUGAUAUCACGAUUGCUAAAUGUUGCUAGGUACUUUGAAUGCAAUUUUAGCUACUAAAAUAAAAAGUCCUUUUCAUUUCUAACUAUUCCUGAUCAUGCGUAUUAUAUUACUUGGCGUACCUACCAGAAUAUCAGCUUAUUCAUCUUGUCCAAUUGUUUCUUGAUUGGCCAACUUCAGCGAACAUGCUACCACGAUACUAUCGGUUCUCUGCAACAAACGUAUUCAAAUUAUCUCUAUUCGUAAAUGGUAAUUGAUUUAUUUGCAUUUCAAGUUUUCAAUACCUACCUUCUUAUUAGCAUUGAUUUCACAGUAUCCAUAAAAUGUAUAGCAAAACUGGUUUUUGAUUUAUUACACGAUCCAGUAAUGCCACAAAAGCUUCUAGCAAUGCCGAAAUUCCACAAAAUUUGUCAGUUAUAAAAUGUAGCGAACGCUAAUUUACAGACAUUUGAUGUUAAUUUCGCUGGUGACGGGCGAAGUGCCUUUUACUAGCUAGAUACUGGACGUGGGCGAGAAAUAAUUACACGCGGGUAAUUCUGAGUAAUUACUACCCAUCUGACCUAUUUUCCAUAAUUAACCUACUACCAAAAAAAAAAACUUUAAAUGACAGGGCGAUGAAAACCUAAAAUGACAUCAGAUUUUGGCAUACAUAAUCAAAGUUUCGUGAAGUUUAUCUUCCUUUUAUUAUUGUGUAUUCCUUCCGGCCGCCAAAAUUUCCCGUAACCAGAACAAACCAAUUAAAUGUCUAUUAAACAAUGCUCUAAAUUUGCUAAAGCGUGGAAACAAAAUGUUUGCCAAAAAAACACCCGUUAAGUUAGAACACGAACCGAACUGUAGCAACGCGAAUGGCAAAGAUGCUUUGCCCGAAGUGGCCUUAGCAGCCAUUCUCUCUUACAAAAAGCAAAAAGAGAUCGGCGACUUUAUGAGUUUUUUCCUCGACGCUCUCGAACGGAAUUCCGAUUGGCUGAACGGUGUCCUCAGCAAGCAAACUAACUUCAGAUGCGCGUUGAUGGUCGGUGCCGGCCCGAACCGAUUUCAACUCCAGGAAGUAAUAUACCCGAACGGCGAAAAAGAUCUCAACCUAGAAGUAGAGCACAGAGAUUCUGAAGAUUUAGACAAAGUUGCGAUCGCCGGUAUUUUAAAUCUACCAAACUAUGAAAUAGACAAUCUCUUGAGGUAUAUCAAAACUCGUCUAAACGAGAAUCCGAUGAGAGACGAUUUCAUUAAAGGCAAAGAGUUGGGAAUUAAUUUUGCAGUUUUGAGACCGUUUAGCGACAAUCAGUAUAGAAUAAUGGAGAGAAUUGUUAUCAGUAGUUCUAUGAAAUGUUUCGAGCCCCAGAUUCAGAAAAAACGAAAGCGCGAUGAAAAGAAUUUAGCUAGAUCACCGUUAAAAAGGGCUAAACGUGUGGCAUAAUACUAAUUGAAAACAUUUCAAAACAUUAUAAUCACAUCUCAGACACAAAAUAAUACUAAAAUAAUGAAUGAAUGUGAUCUGUAUCGACAAACUGAAUGAACAUUAGUGUGAAAUAGAUUGAAAUGAGCGAUUGUUCGUUACGGUGCACCGCAUUGGGUCAUGUAGCAUGUAAUGAGGGCAAUUUGGGGCGACUGUAAAAUGCGGCGAUCAAGGCAAAUUAUACUCGUUUCUGCAUUGAUAGCUUCCGAUUACCUAUGAUGGAUGGCGCGACGGCGCUGGCGAAAUUUUAUGUGAUGACAAUAUUUUAAAAUAUAUACUUUCAAUAUUUUUGCUAAUGUUAUUAGAAACAUUACCAGUUUUUGGAAAAAAUAUAUGCUACAAUUGUAUUUCAUUUUUGUCUAUUUAUAAUCAUCAUCAUCAUAUCAGCCGAUGGACUACCACUGCAGGACAUAGGCCUUUUGUAGGGACUUCAUACAUACUGAGCCAACUGCGUCCAGCGAAUCCCUGCAACUCGCUUACUAGUGCGGAGUUGCCAUUCCAGCACUUUGGGACCUCAACGUCCAUCGGCUCUUCGAACUAUGUGCCCCGCCCAUUGCCACUUCAGCUUCUCUCGUUGAGCUAUGUCGGUGACUUUUGUUCUUCUGCGGAUCUUCUCAUUUCUGAUUCGAUCACUCAGAGAUACUCCUAACAUAGCUCGUUCCAUCGCCCGCUGUGUGACUCUGAGCCUUCUUAUGAGGCCCCUAGUUAGCGACCAAGUCUCGGAACUAUAGGUCAUCACUGGCAACACGCACUGUUCGCAGACUUUUGUCUUCAGGCACUGAGGAAUUUAUAUUUAUACGUAUCGUAUCGUACAAAUUGAACUGGUUUGAUUAAUAUAAGUUACAGUUGGGAACACUUAUAAGAUAUUGUUGCAAUAUUCAUAAGUUACGCC
Bicyclus anynana (squinting bush brown) is the source of this 2497-nucleotide messenger RNA. RefSeq lists its product as uncharacterized. Lineage: Eukaryota; Metazoa; Arthropoda; Insecta; Lepidoptera; Nymphalidae. The record is from RefSeq and is a predicted model, not a curated record. Bases 940 to 1566 code for a protein of 208 amino acids. The transcript has a single exon.